AUGAUCUAUUGUCACAAUAUUGGUAGUAUACUUCAAAUUGCCACUAGUUAUUGUGAGAGAAGAGUUGGGUUCUGGUUGGCCUUUUUUGUGCCUAUGGUGUUGUACAUUAUUAUGCCGCUUUUCUUGUUUAUUGUGAAGCCAAAACUCAAGAUCAAACCACCGCAGAGCGACGUCAUGCCAAAAGUCGUCAAGAUCCUUUCUGUUCUUUUUUCCGGCAACUUUGUCAAGAGAUUGUGGAACGGCACCUUCUGGGACUAUGCCAGACCAUCCCACAUGAGGGCCAGGGGAAGAGAGUACUUCAACAGCAAGAAACAGACACCAAUCACAUGGAACGACCAGUGGGUCCUGGACAUCAAACAGACCAUCGACUCGUGCAAGAUCUUUGUCUACUACAUUGUGUUCAAUCUUGCUGACAGUGGUUUGGGCUCGGUCGAAACAUCCUUAUCCGGUGCUAUGAGAUUGGACGGUGUGCCAAACGAUCUUUUCAACAACUUCAACCCAAUCACCAUCAUCGUCAUCAUCCCAAUCUUGGAGUACGUUAUCUACCCGCUUUUCAACAGGUACGGAAUCAACUUCAAGCCAAUCUACAGAAUCUGCUUUGGGUUUGUUGUGUGCUCCUUCUCACAGAUUGCCGGUUACAUCUUGCAAAAGCAAGUCUACGAACUGUCUCCAUGUGGCUACUAUGCUAGUGGCUGUGACGAACCGGCCCCAAUUACCGCCUGGAAAGCCACCUCUCUUUUCAUCUUGGCCGCUGCCGGUGAAUGUUGGGCUUACACCACUGCCUACGAGUUGGCCUACACCAGAUCCCCACCUGCAAUGAAGAGUUUGGUCUACGCAUUGUUCUUGCUUAUGUCUGCGUUCUCCGCCGCAUUGAGUCUUGCCAUCACCCCAGCCUUGAAGGACCCACACUUGCACUGGGUCUUCCUUGCUAUUGGUCUUGCUGGUUUUGCCUGUGCCAUUGUGAUGUUGGUGCAAUUCUGGAACUUGGACAAGUGGAUGGCCGAAGAGGAAGCAGAAAGAGAAAGACUGACUAGAGAAGAAGAAGAGGCCAAGGCUCUCCUCGAUGUUGACCAUCCAAUUGAAGCCAUCACAUCAAUCAAGUCUUAG
Messenger RNA from Candida tropicalis MYA-3404, 1107 nucleotides. RefSeq lists its product as uncharacterized. Gene Ontology annotation, molecular function: dipeptide transmembrane transporter activity. Bases 1 to 1107 code for a protein of 368 amino acids. Gene Ontology annotation, biological process: transmembrane transport. The transcript has a single exon. The record is from RefSeq and is a predicted model, not a curated record. Gene Ontology annotation, cellular component: membrane. NCBI's taxonomy places the organism in Eukaryota, Fungi, Ascomycota, Pichiomycetes, Serinales, Debaryomycetaceae.